Messenger RNA from Oncorhynchus tshawytscha (Chinook salmon), 4069 nucleotides. Its product is annotated as RE1-silencing transcription factor. The coding region runs from base 374 to 2677 and encodes 767 amino acids. Gene Ontology annotation, molecular function: RNA polymerase II transcription regulatory region sequence-specific DNA binding; DNA-binding transcription factor activity, RNA polymerase II-specific. Gene Ontology annotation, biological process: regulation of transcription by RNA polymerase II. NCBI's taxonomy places the organism in Eukaryota, Metazoa, Chordata, Actinopteri, Salmoniformes, Salmonidae. The transcript is spliced from 2 exons. Gene Ontology annotation, cellular component: nucleus. The record is from RefSeq and is a predicted model, not a curated record.
GUUCAAAUUCCUAUAUUACAUUAUGUCAUAGCUCACAAAUAUUAUUUUGAGGAAAAACGAAUUUAGCUUCUCAUGUCGUUAACGUUAUGUCGAUAACGUUAUGGAAAAAGGUUUUAUUGUAUACAUGUGGCAACUCCUGUCGUGCAAAAAAGGGUUCGUUUUCUUGUCUUUUGGGCGGGUUUUGAGUGGUCAUUUCGUCUGAAAUUUUAGCUUGACCUGGCAACAUGACCUGAAAGAAUGUGCAGAAAAAUACGGAGAAACGCAACAUCGUAACUGCUGAAAUUGUAUUUGCUGUAAAUGUUGUGAUUAUUUCAAGCAUUUGAAAUCCACACGUUGGCGUAUGGAAGUCAGCGCGUCCCAAAUGUAGCAGAACAUGACGGCACAAAGUCAAAAUGUCAACAAAGGAAGGAAGAAGACAUCCCAACCUGGAGUAGCAGGUCUGAGCAACCUAUCAAAUGGGAGUCCUGCAAAUCAAAACACUCACAUUUCAUUUGUGCAGGAUUCAAGAAGGCCAGAUGAGUUUGACUUUGAGUGUGUGGUAAAUUCCAAAUUCAAAAACUCAAAAGUUUGGUUUUGUGAGAAAUGUCGCUUUUUGACCACAGAUUUUGAUGAUUACAGCAGCCAUAUUAUGGAGCAUGCGGUAAUGAGAUUUUACUGCUUCUAUUGUAACCAUGUCUCAUACAGCGAGGCUGAAUUAAACCACCAUGUAGAACAGCACACCAGAGUACACCCCUUCAAGUGUCAGUUCUGUGAUUAUAGAGCUGUGAAGAAAGACUAUGUUGAAAUGCAUAUGAAGCGAAUACACAAUGCGCUUCCUGAGAAAGUAUCCAUUGCUUUGCCCAGAGCUCCCAAACCGGCCUCUCUCCCCAGUGCUCUGCCCAGAGAUCCCACAUUAUCAGGGAUCUUAAAUACAAGGGUCGCACCUUUGCGCACUAAGAAUAUCACAACCAGAGUGGAUGAAGGAAGACGAGUGGAUGAAGGAAGACCUAUGGAUGGGACACUGGAUGCAAACAUAUUGCCCAAAGUAGAGGUGGAGCUGUUGGCACCUUUAAAUGAACCAAUUCAACACAACAGGCCUUUGACUGUCUCUUUCCCUGAAGUGGGGACCAUCCCCCCUGGCUGCCUUGUUGAACUUGUUGAGGUGAAAACAGUCAAUGGCACCAAGGAACUAAAGUUGAGACUCGUCUCACAACAAUCUAAUGGGUCUGUAGCGAAAGCCUGUCGGACCACAACCUCACAAAAUGCCACUUUGUGUAAAUCAUCGAUGUCCAACGCCACUCCAACUAGAGAAAAGCCAGUGAAGAAGAGAACUUGCACAGCCAACAUAUCAACCCGACAAAUAAAUAACCAGAAACAAAAGGAGUUAACAACUGCCCCCAACACAAAUGGCAUACAACUGAAAAAACACUCUGAAGAGUUGCUGGUGAUGGUGAAAGAUGUAAAUCAGCCAUUUGAGAUAAAGAAAGAGGAAGUGAAGGAAGAGAACUGUGAUUCUGUGCAAAAAUCUGAACGCUUGACUUCAUUUACAGCUGUCUCGAGUGUGUCCAGGAUGGGAAACGUCAAUGGCACCAAAUCACCCUCUGUUGCACCUGCUGCAAUGUCAUCUCUUGUAUUGUGCAACCCUAGAAGUAGCACCCUGGUCAUUCCCUCUCCAACAAACCAACCUAAAGAGGAUGAGACUUGUCAUGUGGCUGACUCAAACACCUCUGGUUGGACUCAAUCUGAGAAUCCAUUAGUAGAUAACGUGCCAGUACCAAAAGGUUUCCCAGUCAUUUCAGCUGUAUUUUCUCUAAGUAGCCCUCAACUCCUGGCGGUGGCUCUUCGGACCAUAGCUUUGGGUAACAAUUCACCCUCUGCAACGGUAGAGCAAGGAAAUGUCAAGAAUUCUUUGAUCCUCACACCUGCUAAGACAACAGCAGUGUGCAAAGGGCAUGAACACAAGAUAAAGCCAGGAAACACUGACAUGGCCCCUGAGGGUCUGUCCUCUGUUCAUGCACCUCAAAUGACCUCAAAAGCCUGUCACCAGAUGCAGAGUGCUCAAUGUUCUAGACACACCCAAUCACUAACAAGUAAUCCCUUGAGCACCAAGGGGGAAAAUAACAGUGUUACAAUAAAGCUUCACAAGAAAACAGUUUUGAAUAUGAAAAAAAGUCCUCAAAAUGUGGCCAAAAAAACAGUAAACACACGGGACAGUUGGAUUGGCCAAAUUAACACUGAAAAAGGGUCAGUCCCCAGACACUGGAAAAGUUCAGCAAACAAGCGUGACAUUUCUGGUAGGCUCUCUUCCUGCCUGAAGCUCUCAUUGAAAAGGAUACGAGUAGAAGAGGAAAGUAGCCUUCAACGUUGUGCACCUGAGUUGAACCAACGAAGGAAGAAAAGAAGACGACGAGACAUGGUAUCUGGGUCAAAGACUUUCACCCACCUGUUAGAUACCACAGGUGACAGGGUUAUUAUCUGCCCAACUCCACUGAAAGAAGACCAGCUGGUGAAGCAACCAGGCCCAAACCAACCUGUUGUGGUUCUCAAUCAUCCCAAGCCUCUGGUUCUGAGAGGGAGGGGGGGAAUGGAGAUGAUUUCAGACAUUGGUCCAACAUGUCACAUAAUGAAAAUGAAGUUGAGCAAAGUAAUGGGACAUACGUAUGAGGUGAUUGGAUGUACCGUUAAGGCCUCUCCUUAGGGUGAUGACAAAUUGUUAUGGAAAAUUAUAGAUUUAUUUGCUGGGAACAGAACACUAAACAUUGAGUUAUCAAGACGAGUCUGAUGCAUUGCGCCAUUAAGGGUUGGCUUGCACUCAUUUCCAGGGUCCCUAGAUGAGCUUCAGAUUAAUAAUGGUUAGACAUUUCAUACAAUAUGUUACUUCAUAGAUGAUGAAAGACUGAACCCCAUUGAGAGAAACAAGUGGGCAUUCAGGCAGGCAUAUUUAAAAAUAAUAAUAAUAAUAAUAAUAAACAAUUAGCAUUUUUGCUGCAGUAUCAUUGAUAGCACAGAUAUGUGUAAAUAUGAUUGUAUAUUUUAAUGAACUUGUACUUUUUUUCUGAUGGAUGAACAACUGCUUAAAUUAAAUCAAUGUCAAUUAUUUUGAAUGCAUUUUGAAUAAAAUAAUAUGUAACCUCCUGGUUACUUUUAGCCGGACUGCAUUGGGAGAAUAGAACACCAGCGAACGCAGUCAGCAACGUUACUAAUUUGUUGUUUUGAGUAUUUAAAUGGAUAACUCACUGUUUAAUUCAAUAAAUAGCUACACAAAAAUAGUGUGUAGAAUGAUAGCCAUGAGGACAGCAAGGGAUUUUUUUUUUCAACUGUCAUUGAAAGACCAGGCACAUCUCUCUGCCGUUGUCUCUGAAAAAGCAAUUGUAGCUAGAGCUGCCACCCAAUACCAGUGUUUUUACAUCAAAAUAUAAAUAGUUGUCAAGCCUACUACAGAAUUCUGAAAAUGUUACCAUAUGGUGAAUAGAAUGUUCAUGCUAAACCUCUUUCCAUUGAUCACUGACUUUUUGUAUUGAAGCUCUGAAAAAAGUGUGGUUAUAUUAUCCAACCUCAUCAUUCCUGUUUUAUAUUUUGCAUUUAUUAGGGUUGACUGACUUGACAUUAACAUUUUAAGUUCCUAGUGGAGCAAAGUAACUCAGUGCUACUCUAUUGAACCCUUUUUGGACUUUUACAUUUUUAACCAUCAUUCCAGGUGGUUCCUGCCAUCUUUAUCCCUUUUUCAUAAGUAAUUCAUGUUUUCUUUGGACUUUUUGUCAUGGUUACUGCUGUAUAUUGCCAGAAGUGUUUGAACCGCUCCCUCAAUCAUCUGUUUUUCUGUAUUUUUUUCUGUAAAAGUAUCAGAGAAAAUAUUGAGCUGUUUUAGGUUGGACCAUAACAAUAUAUUUAUCAAAUAUAGCUCUUGUUUAGAUGUGGUGCGGAUCUUUAAAUGUACAUGUAUUUUGGUUUCCUUUGAAAUUUCUCUCAUCUUUUAAAUGGGAGUUAUUCGCAUAAUAACAAUUAUAGUUGUUGUUCUCAUGUUGUCAGUGUUUUCUGUCCUCUAUGUAUUAUCUUAAUGUGCCAUUUUGAAUAAAGAUCUUUUUUCAUA